Molecule: messenger RNA, 3341 nt
Organism: Ziziphus jujuba (common jujube)
Lineage: Eukaryota; Viridiplantae; Streptophyta; Magnoliopsida; Rosales; Rhamnaceae
Exons: 12
Coding region: 181-3186 (1001 amino acids)
Cellular component (GO): nucleus
Molecular function (GO): mRNA binding
Source: RefSeq, a predicted model, not a curated record
UUUUUUUUUUUGGUGCGCAUUAUAAGAUUCCUCAAUUGUCAAGAGCAGCAGUCCCACUACCCGAUGUCCACCUCUUCGUAUUACCAAAAUACAAUUUAGGAAAAACAGAGAAAAAGGAAUUGGGGUUUCUCUAAAUCAACUAUUCAAGGGUUUGAGGCUCAAUUUUUGGGCCAGGUUGUGAUGGGGAAGGAAGAGUUAGGUGCCUUGCCAAACAAGAAACCGACUUUAACCGCCAUUGGAACACUGAAGUCUCCAUCUCUACGUGAUUACCCACAGAAAGGUGUCAGUGAUGAGUUAAAGCUUUCGAAGCCUCAGUUUCACUUUGGUUUUUGGCCGUCCAGUAGGAUUUCUACAAAGGGUGAAGCACUUGGUAUGGACAAAGAAGACGCAGAAGAAGACCCAGAAGAAGAGCCUGAAGAGGACUCCGAGCAAGACCCAGAAGAAGACCCCCAAGAGGAUCCGGGGGAAGACCCUGAAGAAGACCCUGAGGAAGACCCCGAAGAAAAUGCUGAGGAAGACUAUGAACCACAUAGCCCGUUCUACUAUGGCAAGAAGGAAUUUGAACAUUUCAGCAUUUCUGUGCGAAAUGAAGCGGAAGACUGUGCUGUUGUGGAAGACGAAAAUAAAUAUGGUAGUUUUCAUGUUAAGGAUGCAUGUGACACUGAUGGUAUUAAAAAUGUUGAUGUUCCUAAUGAAAUUUGGAUUGAGGAGCAGGAUGACCAACCUGGUGAUGACAAACAAGAAAAGAGAAUAGACAAUAACAAUGCACACUUCUCUGUACUUUUAGGGGAGAAGCAUGGAAAAAAGAAUCAGAAGUCUGAAGUAUUUGUUGGAGGCCUGGAAAAUGCUUUAGUAGAAGCCCAAAAGAAAAAUGGUAGCUUUCAUCCUGAGGAUGCAUGUGACACAGAAAAUAUGAAAUAUGUUCAUGUUGCUAAUGAAACUGGGAUUGAGGAGGAAGAUGACAAAGAAAAAGAUGAGAUGGUAGAUAAUGAUAACGAACACUUCUUUGCAGAUUUAGAGGCAAGACAUGGAAAGAAGAAUCAGAAGACUAAAGUACAUUUUGGAGGCCUGGGCAAUGCUGUAAUAGAAGAUGAAAAGAAGUGUGGUUCUUUGCAUGCUGAGGAUGCACGUAGUGCAGUAGAGGAGGAUAUGAAAUAUGUUGGUGUUGUUGAUAAAACUAGGAUUGAUGUGGAAGCCAAAUGUGCAUAUGUAAAACAAGUUGGGAUAGUAGUAAAUAGGAACAAUGAACACUGCUUUGUAGUUCCAGAGAAUAGGCACAAAGAAAAAGAUCAGGAGACUCAAGUACUUGUUGGAAGCCUGGAUGGGAACACAGAGGGAAAGUUUGUGGGAGGAGAUAAAUAUUGCUGUUUGCCUUCGGAUGAUGCAGGUGAUGUUGUAGACGAGGAUUUGGAACAUGUUUCUAAUGUAACUGUAGUUGAUCAAGGGGAUAAUGAUGACCCUGAAGAUGAUGAAGAAGAUGAAAUGGUUAAUACCAAUGAUUGUUACUGUCAUGCAGCCGUGAAGGACAGAAAUAGGGUAUUUAUAGGAGGUUUGGAUGACAGAACAACUGAAGAUGAUAUUAAGAAAAUUUUCUCUAGAGUUGGUGAGAUUACAGGAAUUAGUUUGUUGACCAACUCAUUGACAAAUAAAAGAAAGGGCUUUGCAAUUUUAACUUUUGCUACUUCCGAACAAGCAAAACGUUCUAUUACAGAGAUCAGAAACCCAGUGGUCAAUGGGAAGCUGCUUAGUGCGUCUCUAUAUAAAGAUCGCAAUACCCUUUUUCUUGGCAACAUAUGUAAGAGAUGGACAAAAGCAAUUUUAGGAAAUAGACUGAAACAUUUUGGAGUUGAGAAGUUGGAGAAUUUGAAAUUAAUGGAAGAUCUUAAGAAUGCAGGAAUGAAUCGUGGAUUUGCCUUCUUGUGCUUCUCGUCCUAUCCAGAUGCCCUGAAUGCUUAUAAGCGUCUUCAAAUGAGCGAUGUUGACCUUGGGGCUGAUAGAUCUGCCAAAGUUGCAUUUGCAUUACCUUUUACUGAGCCGUGGGAUAGACAAAAAGUUAAAGGCAAAUUAUCGCAGCCAGUUCAGAAUGGAACAUGGAAGCAUGUUCUUCGUGGAAAUUAUCCUCUUAGGAGGAAGCAUGGCUCUAGAAGCAUUAACGCUGGGAGCGUUAUGAAUCAGAAAAUAGAAAAAAGACCCUACAUGGAACUAUAUUCUGGAUCCAGAAGGUCAGAAGAAUAUGGAGGUAAACAGGCUUUCAUGGUCAAAUCAGAUAAAGCUUUUUCUCACCACAAAAAUCAUAAGAAGAUUUAUUAUCAUAGACUUGAUGAACUUGAUGAACUCGAUGAAUUUGCUUUGAGAGACGGACCUUCUCAAAAGUAUGAUUAUUGUAGACGUGAUGAACUCAAUAAACUUGCUUUGAGAGACAGACCUGAAAAGUAUGAUUAUUAUAGGCGUGAUGAACUCAAUGAACUUGCUUUGAGAGAAAGACCUGCUAAAAUGUAUGAUCCUGUAUUCAAAAAGCAACGCAGAAGUCAACAUCCUCCUAGCGAAUCUGGAAACCUGGUUGAUUUGUAUGGAGAUGCAUCCCAUGAUCAAGCAAGGUCUUCUUACAUAGAUGAAGGUUUUGGCCAAAGAUUUGGACGGCAUACUUCAAUUCACCGCGUAGAACAUCCUCAUGAUGAUGAUCCAUUUCGUAUGAAACGCCGGUACUCUGAAUUGGAUGAUGUUCCUUCUACUGCCCCCGUCCGUGUGCGAAGACCUCACUUGGAUUAUGAAAGCAGUGCUGAAGUUUCUCACCAUGGGCAUGCCUACAGCAAUAGGGUCGAAAGAUUUUAUCCUAAAUAUGCUUGCAGCAACAGUACACAUUAUCUCGGUCAAAGAAUAGGUGAAUGUUGCUGUUGUCUUCAAGACAUAGGCGACGUAAGAGACUCUGUUGGUGAUGUUGAUUAUUGUGAAAUGCACUCGCCAAGUUAUAUCGAUGACCACCCAAGUGAAAGCUGUUUCCGUCAUCAAGAUAUGGUUUUAAGUAGGGGUUCUGUUCGUGAUGUUGAUUAUGGUGAACUGCACCCUCUAAGUUACAGCAAUGUUUACCCAUCGGCUGUUGCCAAUCACUCAUACUCUUCAUCUCUACGUUCCAGCCAUCAUCUGUCAGCUCAUUUUACUUACCAUGAAGAUUUCGGUUUUGAAUAGUACUGUAGAAGUAGCACAUAUAAAAUGGGAGUAUUUCGAUGAAAACUCAAAAUAAAGGACCUAGGGGAUAAAAAUCUUCUCAACAUGCUGUAACUAUACGUUGGGAAUAGGAUUUAACUUUUUAUAUAUUUUUUACUAUUUCUGUUGCUUUCAAA